GAAUGUUCAGUGUGGUAAACUAUGGUGUAUUGGCAACAGUACAAUAACACCAAAAGAUCGUGGCUAUAAUCAUUUAUGGAGUAAUGGUACUUUAAACAGCAGAAGAAUCAUUUGUCGGUAAGUUAAAACUUUUCCACAUUCCUAACGAUGUCAAAAACAGCAGGGGUGGAUCCAGCACGGUUUUUCUAGGGGGGGGGGGUGUGCUGGGGUGAGCAGCCGAGUGUUUCUUUAUAAUUCCUUAAGGGGUGGUUAGAGAUCAUUCAAAUAAAUUGGCGCCAUUUCUAUCGACUGGAGCGCCGAAGGCACUACCUCCCUAGGGGUCCAGGGGUAUGCCCCCUGGAAAAUUUUGAAAAUUAGAAUUCGAACCCUAGAAAUGCCAUUUCCUGCAAUAUGGGCAUUGAAUUAUGAGCUUCAGUUUGACUUCAAAAAAGGAAAAACCUUGGAAAUUGUGCCAUAUUUUUGAAUUUGAUUUUUUUGCACCCCCUUUGCACCCCUGUUGACCAAGGCCAACAGGGGUGCGCACCCCUGUGCACCCCCUAUAAAUCCACCCCUGCUGAAAAAUAGUUCAUUUUCAAACCGCCACUGACUCUUCGGUUUUAUGGCGUAAAUUCAUGUUUUAAAGUAUCAUUCUAAAGAGUAAACAUUCCUGAAUUCACUGAUGUGAUUUUAUCUUAGUUUCCUUGUAAAAAAGUAUAAUUUACUCACGAAUAUUUCAAUGUCACUUUUAAGGUUUACAUAAUUAAAAUGCGAUAUAUAUAUACAAAAUUAUUCAAAAAUUAUUUUAUUAAAUUACUAAACAAAAAAGCUAUCAAAACAUACCUUUGAGAAAACGAGAUCUUUAUAGCAAAAAUCGCAAUAUAUUUCAACAGUUUUUUUAAUCGAACAAAUAAAAUAUCUUGAAUAAUAAUGAGCCGCAUUGAUGCGCGCGUUGUAUUUCCGGAAGACCCUCAAUCCUCCUCUGGAUAAAAACCAAAUGUACUUGCAGGCUUGGUGCGUCCGGGAUUGACGCACCUCAGGGGGCUGGUAGCCUCCCGAACCUCAGGAGGAGGGAGCUACCGCCCCCUCCCCCCCCCCCACUGGUGCGUCAAUCCCGGACUCAUCUCCCUGCAAGUUCGUUCGUUAUAAAGCUAAUUAAACUUACCCUGUGCGACUUCGCAUAACACCCAAUUACUGCUAAUCUGUAAAAUAUGUAAGGUAGAUCAAACAAUGUCCAAAUCUGUCAAAUGUGUAAGGUAGAUCAAACAAUGUCCAAGACAAGAACAGUUAAAUGUGGAAUACCCCAAGGUUCUAAUUUUGGGCCACUUCUUUUCUUAUUAUACAUAAACGACCUGCCAAACUGCCUGACCACAUCUUCAGCAAGCAUGUUUGCCGAUGACACAAAUGUUUCAACCAAUGGCAAAACAAAUGACGAACUACAAGAGCGCAUUAACGUGGACUUAGAAAAUAUACACCAAUGGUUACUUGCAAACAAACUUACACUUAACAAAGAUAAAACUGAACACAUGAUUACUGGUUCAAGACAACGAAUUUCAAACUUAGUACUGACGGUCCCUAAAAUUGAGCUUGGUGAAUCAGUCAUUAAGCGGGUUCACAAAUCAAAAACUUUAGGCGUAAUUAUUGAUGAACAUCUUUUAUGGAAUCAUCAAAUCCAAAAUAUUGUCACAAAAGCUUCAAAAGGAAUAGGAAUGAUGCGACGAAUAAAACAGUUUGUUCCCAAAUCAACCUUAGUAAAAAUAUAUAAUGCCAUUGUGUUAUCACAUUUUGAUUACUGUAGCUUGGUUUGGGAUAACUGUUGUGAUUACUUAAAAAACAGACUUCAGAAAUUACAAAACAGAGCGGCCCGAAUCAUCACUGGUAAAACUUAUGAAGUUAGUUCUGAGGAUGUUUUAAAAGAAUUAGACUGGCAACCUUUAAACCAAUGCUAUAAAACCAAUAAAUCGAUUUUUAUGCACAGAAUACGAAACGAAAAAAUGCCAUCAUCAAUUUGCAACAUGUUCAAAAUUAAAAUAAAUGACAGAUAUGAUUUAAGAAGUAACAAUAACAACUAUGAUCUUGGAAAACCUGAAACAAAUUUUAUGAAAAAGAGUUUCAGUUAUUCAGCUGCAUCCCUUUGGAAUGACUUAUCAACUACAGCAAAAGAAAAAGGCAUUAGCCUUAACAAAUUUAAACGUAUUCUUGACGGCACUUGAUUCCUUUUGGUAACUUUGUAAAUAUUUAAAUAGGAUAGGAUAUUUUUAGAUACAAAUGUAGUGAAUGCAAUUAUUAAGUUCGUUAUGUUUUCUCUGUUUUUGUGUGUAUAUUUGUGUUAUUAUAUUUAUAUAGCUUGUAAAUACUGUAAUAAACGGCCUCUUGAAAAACAGGUGCCUACGAGCCCUGAAGAGCUACCGUUUUAAAAUAUUUUUAAAUAAUAAUAAUAAUCUCCUUAAUAAAUCACUUGCACUAACACUUCCGCACCAACGCCAGACCUGGGUUAGCUUUUGUAAAUUUGUCUGAUGAUGAAUUUGUAAUAAAUUCGAAUAUCAUUAUUGAAUCUUACCUUCUCUCGUACUUCGCAAAUAUUGAGUCCAAGAUGGAACUUCAUACUUUAUUUCAUGCGGGUUUGUUUCAUUCUCUAUUUCAUAAGGCUACCAACGAUAUGAAAUAAUUGUGACGUUUCACUACCAUCUGUUGCACGAUAGUGCUUAGUACAACUUACCUACACGCUGUUAUUUGAUCUCUUAAUUAAGGUCUGUGCAGAUCUAUCAGGCUCCAGGUUUGCCAGAAUUGGGAACUGUUUUAGAUGGGACAAAAUGUGGAAACGAAAUGGCAAGUAUUUUCAGACUGCUGAAAAUUUUGAAAAAGUGAUCCCUUCAAUUCAAAGUGGGAUCGUUGAAUUUGUGCGAGACAACAUCAAAUAUUCUUUGCUCAGAGCUCCUUAUAGUAUUCUGUAUUUUUAUGGCAGGGUAUAACAAUAACGAAGGCCUAUUCUGGUAUCUUAACUCGCCGGCCUUAAAUCGCAAAAAAAUUGCAUUAAAUCGCGUGGGUUGAAAUUGACCGAAGUUCUCUUAAGGAGCUAAUAUAUAAUAUUGAGUUAACUUGUUGGUUUUUCUGUGUAGGUUUGCGAAAACAAUGAGUGUGUAUCACUUUCAGUCGCGUAUGGUGGACAACGAACAUGCCCGAAUAACUGUAACGGAAAUGGGGUAAGCUUUUGAUCAUAUGAUAUCGCGUUAUAGCCUUAUAGGUGGGUGGCAGAACGCUGCACCACCAUCAUAGAGCCGCAGGUUCGGUUCCAACCGGAGGGUCUCAUCCCGUGUUGAAUGAUUGGAUUCCCAUGGGUUUUUGCGACCCAUUUUUUUAUUCCAACCCGCAAGCACCGGUCUUGCAUAGGCAACAUGACCUUAACUUUUUCGAAGGAAAUUUGAGGGAAUAUGGAAGAGUCAGGGUUAAUAGGCCGACUAGGUAAGGCAGAUUGAUGUGUGCAACUUUGGAGAGGCCUGUAUAUUAAUUGUCACGUAGCUAAGUGACUGUAGAUAGGUUCGAACUGAAACACGACUGUCACAGUAAAAUAAAACUACCUAACUAAGUUACUUAGUAUGCACGUUCGCUGGUUAGGCUGACAUGAUAAACGGGUUGAGACUACCUUUCCAUCUCUAUUCGCAUUUCAUAUAUACCUCUUAUGAUAAAUUCCUUGUUGAAUCAUGUUGCGCUUCUUAAGUCUUCGCUUCAAUGUUGGUCUUGUGUCAUGGUAAAUAACCAAAUGUUGUUCGGCGCUGUUUACAACAUUGAACUGGGGGAGAGGGGGUGACAACUUUGUUUUGGCAAAUGUGCAUUAACUUUGCAAUAUUGGUUGGCACGGUCUCAAGGGGCAUGUCCAAGAUUGUAUAGAUAAGUAAAUAGGUAGGUAGGUUGCUAUUUAAGCAAAAUUUUAUCUAAAAAUGAUGUGAACUGUUAUAGAUAACGGUAUAGGUUAAUUUCUUCCAUCGAAACUUCUUAUAUCGAUUUGAACAGGUCUGUAAUGAGAACGGCAACUGUCAUUGUAAUGCAGGAUGGAAGUGUCCUAAUUGUUCAGAAGCGUACAAUGGUCCAGGUGGAAGCAGUGAUAGUGGCCUCGAUUGUAAACCUGUGCCAAAACCACCAUGUCAAUGCACACACGGCGCUUGUUGUAAUAACUGUCAGGUAGGAAUUAAAGAUACAGUGUUUGGAUUAAAUUAUACGUAAGCACUAUAUUUUAUGUAAACUGUCUCAAAUCCAUUACCCACCAGCCUCGUACCCAGGCGCUAUGUGUUGUUCUAUGGCUUGCGCAGCCUUUCGGUGAACCGCGUGGAUUAAUUUGAUCGAUUUUCCGUUUUUCUCCCUCGCGUGCCUCCCACGUGCGCUUAAUGAGGUAAAUAAACCAAAGCGCCUGGGUACGAGGCAGAUUACCCCAGCCUCGUACCCAGGCGCAAAUAACGCACUAAAAACAGCAACACUACAGUUUUUUAUAUAGAUCAGUGGCUGAGCGAGCGCAGAAUCCCGUCGUGUCCUGACCUAGCACCCCCGCGCGCUCGCUCUCUUAGCCACUGAUCUAUAUAAAAACACUGUAGUGUUGCUAUUUUUAGUACGUUAUUUGCGCCUGGGUACGAGGCUGAGAUUACCCACAACGUAUUAAAUUAAACCGAGCGGUAGAACAAGUUGAGCUAUCACGAGUAUGAACUCCUAGAAGUUCCAAUCUCUUUCAUGCUAGUUUGGACCCUAUCAAUACUGUUUCAUUGUAGAUUGCCGCUCGAGGAACAGCUUGUCGUGAUGCUGUCAACUCGUGCGAUGUUCCGGAGUAUUGCGAUGGGUCUAGUGAAGUUGUAAGUGCAUUAAUUAUGAACCGCGAUGUAUACUGUCUGUAUAUUGUCUUAUAGUAUAACCUUUUUUAAUACAUACGAACCGAUAAAGCUGGACACAAAACAUAAUCUAUUUAAUAUAAGUUUUCGUUUGUGGAAAUACCACAGAUAUAUCAAACGCUUUGCAAUAAUAAUUUACGAAAUUUACGUUACCAAACAUUCGGCUAUAUUGUUGAUGCGUACGCCCCCACAACAGUUUCUCAUAUAAGAUUCGAUUGUCCGAAAGUGUAAGCUGAUCAAUCUGAGCCAGAAAUGUUGUUAUCACUUGGUAGUUUUGGAAUAGUGAUUUGGGUGCUCCAAAUAGAGUAAGACACUUCAGAUGGGAAAGAUCUGGAUGUUGCAAUUGGGAAUCGAAUUCGAUGUAUUUAAUUUGACUUGAUAGCUCUAAAUUUUCUUUUCAUUGUCAUAUUUUAGUGUCCUGCUGAUCUGAAGACGGCAAAUGGUAUAUCCUGUAAUAAUAAACAGGUGAGACCGGACUUGCUCAUCCUGCCCUCAGAGCCUCAUAUGGCUUAGUUUGUACCUUUUUAAUACAUUUAUUGAAGCAGGCAAGUUUACGUUUUCUUAACUAACAACUUUCCUGCCUUAGGGAUAUUGUUAUGCAGGAGAGUGUAGAACGUAUAAUGAACAAUGUAACAAUUUGUGGUUUGGCGGUAUGUAUGUGAUUUAAUUUUGCAAAUUUCCUUUUUAUGGACAAUGGCAACAAAAAAAAAUAUUGUCUCAUUUGAAAGAACGCGUUUAAAAUAUCUACGAAAUCUUGCUAUAGAUUUUUCACAACUUUGCUUAACUGCUGAAAUAUUUUUUUUGACUGAAAGCAAUGAGCUUUCCGCCAUCUUGGAUUAAUAAUUCGUAACCUCAUUAACUAUCGUUUUGAUGGCGUCAGGAGUUGGGAUUAGCCUUAUAAAACUACUUACAGAUUACCGAGUAACAAUCAAAAGUGACGUAUAUGUAUAUCCUCAAUAAUCCAAGAUGGCGGAUGAUCUCGCAUCAUUCUGCUACAAACAACUUGAAAAUCAAACAUAUUUUUGCUCGUCAGGUAAACGAAUGCAAUUUCCAGGGGUGCGAAUAUUUAGGGGUGCGAAUAUUCAUUUUGGGGGUGCGAAUAUUCAUAUCUUCGUGUUCUGCAUUAUUAACUUCUUUUGAAAUCGAUUGAUUUUAUGGUCUGUGAACACAAAUAUAUGAAUAUUGGCCCCCCUCGCCCCCACCAAUUAUCGAGCUGGCGGGGCAACUGGCAAUUUCCGAACAGAUUUCACCUUCCAGAGUGCUCUCAACUACUUUAGGGCCAAACUAAAGCGUUGUUUGAAGGCGUACAACAUAAAAUCAUAAAUAUCAGAAUAUCGUCAUGCUUUCGAAAGUGAUGAAGGCAGUUACCUUCAAAAAGGACUACAGUAGCCUGCGUGGCAGUAGGACUACAGUAAAACCCCGCAUAAAAUAGGGUUUCCCAGGGGUUUGUAGAGAACUUUACUAGAAAACAACUAGAGAACAAGAGAUAUUUUGCAAUGGGAGCAAAGCCGAAAAUAUCAAAGGGAACAUGCAAGCUUGGGGUACAAGGGAACAUGGUGAACAAGGCAACAAAGGAAAACGUUUCAAAUUAAUGAACCGGUACAGACCUUCCUGGGAGACUCUCACCAUAAUUUAUUGUUUAGUACUGAACGAGGAUAUGUUUUAUCAAAUUCAGAGGCUUUUAAAUAGCAACUCAACCUUGUACCCAGGCUCUUUCCUCUACCCUCCAGCUUGGGAACAAGGUUGAUAGCAACCGAUUAGUAUAAUGUCAACAGCUCACUAAUUAUGGAAACAAAUCUUUUAGAACACCAAACCAGGAACAAAUGUUUUAAUUGAUUAUAGAACCAACUCGGCCUGAUUUCUUAGUAAUAAGUAACCAAAUUAUACUGAUAUCAUCUGAACUACAUCGGGCUUACAUAAAAAAACAGUGGUUCUUUUAUGUGGGGUUUACCAGUAUCUUCACUUUGUUAGGCAUUCUCGUCCCCAGAGCCAUUUUUACUCGUUGAAAAUUAGGCUCUGAGUUAAACGACUAAAGGAAGAGAUUUGAUUGGCUUCUCAGAGAACUGCUAUUUCCCAGAAGCUGAGCAAUUUUUGCUUGGCAAAAUUAUUCUAUCAAAAUAUGUAUAGGUUAUUUUGAGGCAACGAGGGGAUAUGUGAUUUAUUCGCCGAGGCGCGCAGCGCCGAGGUGAAUAAACACAUAUCCCCGAGGUGCCUCAAAAUAACGUACUUAUUUUUCACACUGCGAGGUCGCUUAAUGAGUCAGAAAAGAAAUAAUUCUUAAUGCCAUAUUGCCUUCGCGAUGUUGUUUUUUCUCAUUUUUUGUGCUGCAAAGACAUUGCAGGUGAAUAUUAGAGGGGAUUAUUAAACGGAAAUUGAUUAGAGGGGAAUAUUGUGUAUAUUCCCCGACAAGAACAAAGGAAACCGAGCAGGGUGAAAAAUAAGCUUAACAUAAAUACUUCGUUUAUUUGUAAUACUAAUAUCUCUGUGGAAAUUAUUAUGGGUGCUAAAGCGUAACUUGCACUUCCAGUUGAGGGUCCUGAAGGGGGUCCCAAUCCCAUUUCCCGCCUGAAAUUUUGGCAAAAUCCCAGUCCCAGUUGGGUUUUUAUUAGAAAUCCCAGUCACAGUUAUUGAAAUCCCAGUCAUUGAAAUCCCAGUCAAUAAAAAAACCUUUAUUUAUCGGUAGAAUAAACUGUUUUAAAACCUUUUUUAGCAAGUGGCCGACACUUUAUGAAAUUGGGAGGGGGGGGGGGUCUCGUGCCGAAGGCACGGAAAAUUUUUAAAUUUGAAUCCUGGAAAUGGCAUUUGCAGCAUUCUGAGACACGCAUAAUCAGAAAACCCAGAAUUCCGGGCGCCAAAGUAUGCCUGUUCGCAGGUAGUGCUGUGAAUAACAUAGUUGACAACAAAAAUCAUGACCAAAGACACCAAAAACGGAUCAGAAUUGUAUUUUAAAAUACUCAAAACGCAGAAAAAUUGGGAAUCGACUCGCAUUACCUCAAUCCUAUUCCCAUUUUUGAGGACUUCAUUUCCCAUUCCCAGUGGCCAAAUCUCAGUCCCAGCAACCCAAAUCCCAUUUUCCCAGUCUAAAAAUAGAUCAAUCCCAGUUCCCAUUUUACCCCUGAAGGGCCCUCCCAGUUCCGUGUAUCCCAGGACCUAUGGAGGUCGCGCGUGGCCGAGAGACCAUGGAAACGAGGAUGCUUGUUAGGCAAUGACAUCAUCCUGCAUUUUUUAAGCGGGCACUUUGUGAUAUGAGGCAGUGGGGGGCGUAACUUUGUACUAAACAAUAGACCCCGGCUUUAACUGGAAUAGGGCCCCUGCAUGGUCUUGCCCAUUUAAAGUGGCGUCUGAAGGUUGCUGAAAUACAUCAACUUCGCCAUUUUGUCAUCCUUGUUCAAGGGCUUCCUAAUUGAUUUGAGCCCCUGGCUUGAGCCAGGCUGGGCCCAAAGGAGUUACGCCAUUGAUAUGAGGUGAUAUGAGGUCAUAUCUGUUGAAGACACAAUAAAAGUUGGUCGCGGAUGAAGUUCAUUUAGAAUGCAUGAUUUGUUUACUUGCACUGGCGUAACGGGCGAAAACAUGUCUGAUAUAAAUUCUAUAAAAUUGUCGCGAACUACUGAUAAAUUGCGGUGCCCAAACGAAGUUAGGCAUCGCUCUGUAUUUGGUGCAUGAGCUUGUUAUUAGUCUGUGAGUUAAUUUGUUAUUUUGUUAGUCUCGGUUAGUUUGUUUGGAAGCUUUGGUGUUUAUUAAAAUAUAGAAUAUCUUCGUGCUGGUGCAUGUGCUGUUUUGUGCCUGCUCCAGGGCACCGCACUGUAGUACUAUGUCUGGUUUCAACAUGGAAUGUUGUUUUCUUCUCGUAAAGGUGCUUUCAGAGCUAAUGAUCUUUGUUAUGAGAGAUCAAAUAUACGUGGUGAUAAACAUGGUUACUGCAAAAGACAUACAGCAACUUCAUACAUGGCUUGCACAUUGGAGUAA
Messenger RNA from Paramuricea clavata, 8816 nucleotides. The record is from the annotation of a GenBank genome assembly. NCBI's taxonomy places the organism in Eukaryota, Metazoa, Cnidaria, Anthozoa, Malacalcyonacea, Plexauridae.